GCCUUCAUGGAGGAUGUCAAGUCGCGCGGGCCGUUCAUCUACUCAGUCUUGGAGUCUGCCCAGGCCUUUCUGGCUCAGCAUCCCUUCCAGGAACCAGAGGAGACCCUGGCCGAUGGAAAAGAGGUGUCUCCGCGCCGGCGAAUCCUAAAUGUGAGCCGCUCGGUGUGGAAGCAGGCGAACGUGGCCAGUGAUCUGUGGGAGAAGCUGACGGCUCGCUGUGUGGACCGCCAUAGACACAUGGAGAUGACACUAGAGCGUCUCCUGCAGAUCCAGGCAGCGAUGGAGGAGCUAGCAGUCGCCCUGGAGCAGGCAGAGGGGGUGCGGGCCGCCUGGGAGCCCGUCGGAGACCUCUUCAUCGACUCUCUGCAGGACCACAUAGACGCCACCAAGUUAUUUAAGGAGGAGCUGACCCAGGUGAAGGAGGGCAUGAAGCACAUCAAUGAUCUUGCCCACCAGCUGGCUAUCUCAGAUGUACAUUUGUCGAUGGAUAACGCCCGAGCCCUGGAGCAUCUCAACAGCAGAUGGAAAGUGCUGCAGGCUUCCAUAGAGGAGCGGCUGAAGCAGCUCCAGGAUGCACAUAGAGACUUUGGCCCCGGAUCCCAGCACUUCCUUUCCAGUUCAGUGCAGAUACCCUGGGAGCGUGCAAUCUCCCCAAACAAAGUGCCCUACUACAUCAACCAUCAGGCCCAGACAACGUGCUGGGACCAUCCAAAGAUGACAGAACUCUACCAAGCGCUGGCGGAUAUGAACAACAUCAAGUUCUCUGCAUACAGAACAGCCAUGAAGCUGCGGAAAGUUCAGAAGGCUCUGAGAUUGGAUUUGGUGGUGCUGAGCAGCCUCGUGGACGUGUUUCGGGAGCAGGAGCUGCAGCAGGGGGAGCAUGUGAUGGACGUGGUGGAGAUGAUCCACAGUCUGACGUCUCUGUACGAGAAGCUGGAGGAAGAGAAGUCCAUCCUGGUCAACAUUCCUCUUUGCGUCGACAUGUGUCUCAACUGGCUGCUCAACGUCUACGACAGUGCUCGUAAUGGCAAAAUGCGUGCUCUCAGCUUCAAGAUGGGAUUGGUGAGCUUGUGCAAUGCAGACGUCCAAGAGAAGUAUAAAUAUUUAUUCCGUCAGGUGUCUGGUGCAGGAGGUUUGACCGACCAGCGUCACCUCAGCCUGCUGCUCCAUGAAGCCAUCCAGAUCCCCCGACAGUUGGGGGAAGUCGCUGCUUUCGGGGGCAGCAACGUGGAGCCCAGCGUCCGCAGCUGCUUCCGCGUGGCCCCUGGGAAACCUGCCAUCGAGGUGUCUCACUUCCUGGAGUGGAUGAGCCUGGAGCCCCAGUCGAUGGUUUGGCUGCCUGUCCUCCACCGUGUGGCCGCUGCAGAGUCCACCAAGCACCAGGCCAAAUGCUACGUCUGCAAACAGUGUCCCAUCAAAGGCUUCAGGUAUCGCAGUCUGAAGCAGUUCAAUGUGGACAUCUGCCAAACAUGUUUUCUAACCGGCCGCACUACCAAGGGAAAGAAGCUGCACUACCCCAUCAUGGAGUACUACACACCGACGACCUCGGGGGAAAGGAUGAGGGACUUUGCCAAGACUCUGAAGAAUAAAUUCAGGUCAAAGCAGUACUUCACCAAGCACCCGCAGAGAGGUUACCUGCCAGUGCAGUCUGUACUGGAGGCGGAGAGCACAGAGACGCCGUGCUCCUCACCCAAGCUGCCCCAUGCAGACACACACAGCAGGAUUGAGCAUUAUGCCAGCAGAUUGGCGGAAAUGGAGAGCCAGAAUUGUUCAUUCUUCACCGACAGCCUGUCUCCUGAUGAAAGUCUGGAUGAAGAUCAGUACCUCCUGCGUCACUCCAGCCCAGCCCUGGACCAUGACUCCCCCUGUGGACAACACAUGCUGCUGGCCCACCUGGAGCACCAGGACCAGGAGCAGCUCCAGUGCACCCUGGCCCGCCUGGAGAACGAGAACAGGGUGCUGCAGAGCGAGUACAGGAGGCUCAAGUGGAAGCACGAGGAGGCGGCGUCUGUUCCCAUGCUGACCGAGGCCGGAGAGGGCGGCCCAGGUUCACCCACCGAGGGGGGGUCGCAGGACGAGGAGCUGCUGGCCGAGGCACGGGUCCUCCGGCAGCACAAAACGCGCCUGGAGACCCGCAUGCAGAUCCUGGAGGACCACAACAAGCAGCUGGAGUCGCAGCUCCGCAGGCUGAGGGAGCUUCUGCUACAGCCCAAAGAUGACUCGGAGGCCAACGGUUCAGAGCCGUCGACCCUGUCUUCUCCCGUGUCUGGUGGGGGGGGUCACCACGGAGAGCAUGCGAGCAGAGAGACCACCGACACUGAAGCAGCAGGAGAUGAUAUGGCGCACGAACAGGAUACGGUGCUGCAGCUCCAGGAAGUCAUCGAGCAGCUUAGAAACGUCUUCCCUUCAGAACCGGGCUCCACCUCACACAUCUAACCCCAAGUGGGCCUGGAGGAGCAGAAUGAAGACCUGUAAAGGACACCUGAUGGCAGAGGGAGGAGCUCCGUAUGGCUGAGGUCGGCCACAGUUCACCAGGCCCUGAGACCACUGCAGCAGCUAUGAUACCCAGAGCUAACCCUCAACUGGAAUCUGUGCACUAAAAGCCUUUUUCAUGCUAACUGCUAAAGGCUAACGCUGAUGUCCGUUUGGCCAGGCUGUGCUUCAUGACUUCAGGGGUGCAGCCUGACACCGUGUUAACCAGCCAAAGGAAACUAACGUUAGCAGCAGGUCAGGGAGACACUAAAGUAAAAGGACAUGCCCAGCCAAGACACUGUGCUAACCAGUAUCUGUGUAGUCGUUCAGAGGUGUGAAGCUUUAUAUGUCCACAGCACAAAUUGGACCUCCCAUGAGGAGAUCUUUGAAAAAAAUGCAAAAAGGAAUACGAAGUAUAUCCCCUUGUUUUGUCAAAAAUGUCUGUGUCUUCGGUUUUGUUGUUUUCUACUUGAAUGUGAUAUCACGGUUGUUGUUCUUUGUUUUUUAACUGAGGCUGUUAGAGAUUGCUAGAGUAAGCAGGAUCAGGGCUGGGCUGACUGUAUCUCAUGUGGCUGCGUGGUGCAGAUUGUCAGGGAGUUGACAGCACCCACAACAAGCUUAUUUACUUUGUGAGAAAGACACAUCAUCAGUUAUUUAAGACAGCCGAAGUGCCCGCUAGCACAGCGCCUCUGUAUGCACACACUGUGUUCCUCUAAUCCUCUCAAACUGCUUUUCGCUCUCAUUGCUCGCCUCUCCUAAGUGAGCCCUUUACACUCAUACAGAACCACUUGCACUCACCAUAGAUGCACAAACACACACGCAUGUGCUGCUACAUAAACAUUCGCCCUUCCCUCAUUGUGCACAAACGGUUCCCUGUGUGAUCAAUAAUAUGUGCCAUGCUGCCUCUCUAAAAGAUACAGACACCUCCGUUUGAAAUGGAGAUCCAUUUCAUCUCUCUGGCUCGCAGGAUUUAGACCAGCCUUCAGUUUUGAGACAAUUUGAAUUGUGGCAGAAACUGGAUUUUGUGCAGGAAAUGUCUGCUGACUAAUAUCAGCACGCAGCCGUCCACUCUGGGAACUUAGCGUCCUCCUGCAGUGUGCAGAGAAGGAGAAGGAGGUAGAUGCAGGCAGCAAGCCUCUCUUUCUCUCUCUGUCUACCAGGCCAAUUCCAGGCACUACAGGGGGGAACAGGGCACACCACCAUAACGCGGCUCUACACUGACAUCAUCCUGGAUAAUCCCUACUCUCCGUCUAUAUCUCUAUAGAACACUAGUAUUGAUUCUACAUGCCUCAUUUUCCCUCGCUAAUGCGUACCUAAGUACUUUUUAGAUCCACAAAGAGACGCCAGGUUGAAAUGGAGUUGCCCUCAUUGUAUGAGGGUCAUAGGGUGCGUUCUGUUCUAAACAUAGCACAGUCAUUGAAUGCCUUAAAACCAAACUGGAUCCAUAUUAAAUAUAGACUUUUUCAUUUAGUUUUUACAUUCAGGGACAGCAGGUGGUUGAAUUGGGCUCACAGGACAUGGAAAAGGAAGGAUCACAGUGCAUGAGCGUCCAUACAUUGAAACCAGUUAUAAUAGGACUUUUAUGGGUGAACAUCAACAUGCUGGGGGUGCCUAGCGGGAAUAAAGAUCUGAGAAACAAGAGAGGAAAGGUGGAAAAAAAGCCCAAUCCAGUUAUUGCUCGAGGGCUGGUGUGAGAGAUCCAUUUUGAUGUGCCUGGCACAGCGAAAAUCUCGAGGAGCAGGAUAAGAGAACGCCUGAAACAACUAAACUGUGGCUCUGUGUUUCACAGUAAAUCAUACUGGCUGGAAAUACAACUACACCCAGUUAGGAAUUCAUCUUAGACCUUAAAGCGACUUUCUGACCUCACACAUGAGUUUGAAACCCAUGUGCUGCAUUCAUUACGGCUCCCCCUCCAGGCACACAGCACUCACACUUUGACACCACCAUCCUCAUCACUCACUGCCUGUUAGUUUUGAUACUGUUGCUAGGGAACUGUCCCCAAGGAUGCAGUUCCACAGGUUUGUGAAUUUGAAAGGUGAUGUUUUCCCGUUCAUAAUACAAAUGCUAAUAGCCUUAAGAGAAGCUAGAGAGAUCGCACUUCUCCUCUUCUCCACUCCCACCUCCAAUGAAGCAUGUUGCUGUUCAACUGCUGAAGAGCCAUUAUCAUCUGUUGAAUCCAUCUCAAGCAACACUUAAGAUUUUUUUUCAGUUAAGGUCUCACAGGUCGAAACAAAGAGCAGCUUGGGUCAUGGAUAAAAGAAAAAAAAAACAUGAAAAGCAAUGUUUAUUCACAGACAUGCAUUUAUUUGUAUUUACACAUCUCAUUACACAUUGAUGAAACCCCAUACAUCUGUUUGUGGGCACACAAGCUGAUGUAACAGUGACAUUGUGGGAGAAAGAAGAGGAGGAACUCCCAAUAGGGCUGCCUGUCAGCAUUGUGUUUAUUUUAGGACAGUAUAGAGGAGUAGGAUAGAAAUAAAUACAGAAGGUGGUUACAUGACACACACCGUUUGUCCCCAUGUGUCACCCAGCUGCUGUGUGACACCAGCGUCUAUUAUUAUUAAACCUUUAUUUAACAAGGUGGUCCCAAUGAGAUCAUCAAUCUGUUUUUCAAGGGAGACCUGUCAUAAAUUAACUUCCACUGUCAUCCAGCUGCAGGAGAGUCGUUUCUCUUUGACCGUGUGAUCCUCUGGGGUCUGGUUCAUGUACAUCUUUCUAUGCUGGUCAUGGCUCCCUAUAUUCCCCAAACACACAGAACAUGCCCUGCUCCCUGUGGCGUGACUGAAGCAGUGUGAUUGAAGAAAAAGGCUCUCCAUAUCACCCCAGAGGACACUGCUUUCUCUGUCAAGACUGCAUGUAGCCGGCCAACAUGCGAAUGAACAUAACUCUCCUGCCUUUGCUUAACAACCUCAAUUUCUGCUAUUAUGAUGCAUCUAAACUUGUGUGUCACCUCUCACAUCACAGGGCAAUGAAUCGACUAAUCUGUUGACAACACUAACAUCAUUUCACACACACUCAUCAUACUGAUGAUCUGAGUUUUUUUUUUUUUUAAUCACCGUUAAUAUACCUCAUUAAUUAUUGAAAUGUUAAUUGUUUAAUGGUUUUUAUUUUAUGUUGUUGUCCAGCACUCAAACACUUCUUGCUGUCCUUUCUCUGGAGUUUUUAAUCUGUGUAAAAACGUUUUCUGAAGAAAGGCUUUUUACUGUAACGAGUGGGUUACUGGCUGCUUUCUACUCUUUGUGUACAGAAAUAAAAUAUUUGUAUUUGGCAAACUCUU
Messenger RNA from Gymnodraco acuticeps, 5749 nucleotides. It is a transcript of the gene drp2, whose product is annotated as dystrophin related protein 2. Gene Ontology annotation, biological process: synaptic signaling. Gene Ontology annotation, molecular function: protein binding; zinc ion binding. The record is from RefSeq and is a predicted model, not a curated record. NCBI's taxonomy places the organism in Eukaryota, Metazoa, Chordata, Actinopteri, Perciformes, Bathydraconidae. Gene Ontology annotation, cellular component: plasma membrane.